AUGAGUUACUACGGCGAUGGGAACUCAGCUCCGCUCGAUGACAUCUUCGUCAAAGCAGCUGUCGAAGUGAAACGGUUCCUACCGUCCCUCUUCAAUAUCAAAGUGUUAGGAGAAAAAGGAUCUGGAUUCAGACCACGUGGUGCUGUUCAAGACUUCAACACACUCAGGCGAGAAUGUUUGAACACUGGCAGACUUUUCGAAGACCCCGAAUUUCCGGCGGAGGACUCAUCCCUGUUCUUUUCGAAGAGACCUGACAGAUAUGUAGAAUGGAAGAGGCCAAUGGAAAUCGCGGAUAAUCCCCAACUAUUUGUGGAGGGUUUCUCCAGGUUCGAUGUCCAGCAAGGUGAAUUAGGAGAUUGCUGGCUGCUCGCCGCUGUUGCGAAUCUUACCAUGGACCAGACUUUAUUUUUCCAAGUAGUGCCAGAAGACCAGAGCUUCGAGGAAAAUUACGCCGGUAUUUUCCACUUCAGGUUCUGGCAAUACGGUAGAUGGGUGGACGUAGUGAUCGAUGAUAGGUUACCGACAUACCAUGGUGAAUUAAUGUACCUGCGUUCGGCGGAGAGCAACGAGUUCUGGAGCGCCCUUCUGGAGAAAGCUUACGCGAAGCUCCAUGGCUCGUACGAGGCGUUAAAGGGCGGCACCACCUGCGAGGCGAUGGAAGACUUCACGGGUGGCGUCACGGAAAUGUACCAAAUGGACCAAACACCACCGAAUCUGUUCAGUAUUUUGAUAAAGGCUUUCGAGAGGAACUCGUUACUGGGUUGCUCGAUAGAGCCCGACCCAAACGUGUUGGAAGCGGAGACACCUCAAGGACUGAUCAGGGGCCAUGCAUACAGUAUUACGCGAGUGAAGUACGUGGAAAUUCAGACGCCGAAUCAGUAUGGAAAGAUACCGUUGCUUAGGCUUAGGAAUCCUUGGGGCAACGAGGCGGAAUGGAACGGUCCUUGGAGCGACCAAUCACCGGAAUGGAGAUUCAUCCCAGACCACGAGAAGGAAGAAUUAGGUUUGACCUUCGACAUGGACGGUGAAUUCUGGAUGUCGUUUCAAGACUUUUCGCGAUUCUUCACUCAAUUAGAGAUAUGUAACUUGAAUCCCGACUCGUUGACCGAGGACGAUUUAAACGCUGGCAAGAAGAAGUGGGAAAUGAGCGUGUUCGAAGGUGAAUGGGUGCGGGGCGUCACGGCUGGCGGUUGUAGAAACUUUUUAGAAACUUUCUGGCAUAACCCACAAUAUCGAAUCACGUUGGAAUAUCCCGAUGAAGAUGACGAUAAAUGUACGGUGAUCGUUGCGUUAAUGCAAAAGAAUAGACGAGCACAGAGACGAAUGGGCGCCGAGUGUCUCACUAUUGGUUUCGCGAUAUACCAUCUGGAGUAUCCUGAACGUCUGCCCAAACCGUUGGACAUGAACUUCUUCAAGUACAACGCAUCGGUGGCGCGGUCACCGGCAUUUAUAAACUUACGAGAAGUUACAUGUCGCUUUAAAUUGCCGCCUGGUGCUUAUUGUAUAGUCCCGAGCACAUUCGAUCCUAACGAGGAAGGUGAAUUCUUGCUACGAAUCUUUUCCGAGAAUAAAAACAACAUGGAGUAA
Dufourea novaeangliae is the source of this 1587-nucleotide messenger RNA. RefSeq names its product calpain-A-like (gene Calpb). The transcript has 8 exons. The record is from RefSeq and is a predicted model, not a curated record. Gene Ontology annotation, molecular function: calcium-dependent cysteine-type endopeptidase activity. Gene Ontology annotation, cellular component: cytoplasm. Bases 1 to 1587 code for a protein of 528 amino acids. Gene Ontology annotation, biological process: proteolysis. Lineage: Eukaryota; Metazoa; Arthropoda; Insecta; Hymenoptera; Halictidae.